AUGGAGAGGACCGAGUACCCGGGCAUGCUGCCCAAGCUGCAGCCCGGUCAGGCUGUCGAUAUCCUUGCCGACCGCGUGCGAUCCGUGGGCAGGCUGAAUACUUCUAUUGCGGACUGGCUACAGGAACGGAGUCGCCUGGAAGAGCAGUAUGCCGCCGGCUUGCGCAGACUGGCGCGCAGGCCCAUCGAUGACAACGAUCUGGGCAUCUUCACGGUCCCGUGGAACGCCAUCACCAACUCCAUGGACAUCCUCGCCGAUUCGCAUUCUUCCCUCGCUUCCAAACUCGAGGUCGACGUCGAGGCGCCUCUGCGCGCAUUCCAAUCCAACAACCGCGAAAUGCAGGCCAUGGCCACCAUCCAGGGCAACUUGGCCUCUCUGGCCAAAGAUGUGGAAAGAGCGCAGCAAAAGACGGACAAACUGCAGACCAAGAACGAAAGAGCCGAUCCCGGGAAAGUCGCCAACGCGAGCUCUGAUCUGGACAAUGCGCGACAGCAGUGGGAGUCGCAAGCCCCAUACGUUUUUGAGAAUCUCCAAGCGCUGGACGAGACGAGGGUCAACCAGCUGCGGGAUCUCCUCACUCAGUUCCAGACGCUGGAAGUCGACCAGGUCGAGAAAGCCCGGGUUGCGGCGGAACAAUGUCUGAACGUCUUGCUGAACGUCGAGACGCAUGACGAGAUCAAAACAUUCGCUAUUAGGACGUUGUCGAAACCGCGACCCACAGAGACUCCACGUUCCAACAGGAUGAGCGUGGUGCCUGGGAUGGGAGGAGGCUCGGCCUCGAGAACCGGCACCUCCUCAUCUAAUGCUCUGGCUCCGAUUGCGUCAAACGACGACCAAACUAGUCAAUUCUCCGGCAACACACCAGAAUCAUCUAAAAAGGGCGGGCUUAAAGGUCUGAAGCGACUUGGUACUGUCAUGUCGCGACGAAACAGCAAGCAGCCGUCUACCUUACCCUCGACUUCUGAGUCUCCAGAAAGGAAAAGCCGGUUACCAGGCCCAUUUGGCAGACUCGGCCGUAACAAAGACUCAUACUCUCUCGAGCCGCCGCAGGAGGAACGAUCUUCGCGCAGACCGAGCUCACCUCUACGAAUGGGUAGCGAGGUGUUGGAACCGCCUGGCUCAAGACAGGAACCCGCAAGCCCUGCUAGUACCAGGCCACCUCAGUUGGACCCUAUCCCCCAGCUGAAUGGAAGUCGAUCGCCUACCGGGGUUGCAUUCCCGAAUGGCAGUCAUCAGGGCGACCUUGCAGAUUUGGAACCACCGAGACCAGUACAACAAGAUCCACCAACAAUACCCGUCGCGGCCGAACCCCAACGUGACAACGAAAGCUUCUCGGUCCCUCCACCAACUCUCGAUCCCAUUUCGCAAGCACAAGCCGAUGCCGCAUUCGCUGAAAGGACUGAGCCGCAGUACAAUGUCAACAUUCGAAGCGCGCCCAUACAGGAAGAAGGCAGUGAAGCUGCUCUUGCCAAUAUGGCAGGAAGACUGCAAGCACCACCUCCAGUCUCACGCAGGGUUGGCACGGUGCGAGGGCGUAGAGACAAUCGCAAUAGUGCUGUGAUUAGCACCUACGGACCACCUGACCAAGCUUCACAAGAGCCACUGACCAUUGCAACACCACCAACUGCGGAAACAGCUUUUGAGCCAGCGCCCGUCAGCACGCAAGUUCCAGCACCUGCAGUCCAGCCCCCGGUCGAUGCAUCAGCAAGUCAAUCCCCGUCAGGCGCCUUCACCUCACCAGCAAGCUCAACUCCAUUCUCGCCAUUCAGCCUUGGCGAGCCACAGUCUCCCCUCCGAUCUAGGGCUGCUCUGGGCACUGAUAUUACUGGUGACAAUCAGUCUAUUCGUUCCGGACGCUCAUUGCAAAGCACCGCGAGCCAUACCAACAAGCACCCCGAACUUCAAGCCCCAGGUCUCAGCUCAUCGAUUGUCGAAACAGUGUCUGCGAGGUUCGAGCAAGGCAAGACUGUCAGCUCUCAAAUCAUUGGCGAAAUCGCUCUGGCAUACAACGCUGCAGACUUCAACUCCCCAUUUGGCCAUGAAAACAUCCGCCUGGAACACUUCUCGACGCUGGAGAAAGUCGCGCCCAAUCCUGCCUUCAUCAAUCAAAGCCCCGAGCAGGAGGGCGAGUACACUGUCAAUCUGGCCAAUCUUUCGCGAACCCAAGUGGCGUUCAAGUACCAGCUACGCGGGGAACAGUCCCCGAACACGCACCUGCCACUGCUUCUUACGCCUGCUUACAAGAUUGAGCCUACUCAGGCGUCGGUCAUCAUCAGCUACUCCUUGCGUCCAGAUUUCGUUAUCCCAAAUGGGCAAGACAGUGUCACCUUCCACAAUGUCAUGAUUGCCCUCACUCUGGAGGGUGCUCGUGCAUCUGGGUGCCAGUCCAAGCCUGUAGGUACUUUCGCCCGAGAGAAGAACCUGGUCUACUGGCAACUCGGCGAUGUCACACUUUCGACGGGCGCCGCCCCCGAAAAGCUGCUUGCACGCUUCGCCACUGACGGCGAAGCGAAAGGUGGAAGCAUAGAAGCGCGCUGGGAAAUCUCGGGCGAACACGCUGCCGGCCUGGGGAGUGCACUGAGCGUCAGCCAAAGCGCCGCGGGAGAGGGCGCUGAUCCUUUCGCCGAUGAAGAGGGUGCUGGAGCUGGUGGUGCCAACACAAACUGGAAGAUGGUGCCGCUGGUGAAGAAGAUCGCCAGCGGUAGCUAUGUGGCGAAGUCGUAG
Molecule: messenger RNA, 2724 nt
Organism: Zasmidium cellare ATCC 36951
Lineage: Eukaryota; Fungi; Ascomycota; Dothideomycetes; Mycosphaerellales; Mycosphaerellaceae
Exons: 5
Coding region: 1-2724 (907 amino acids)
Biological process (GO): septin cytoskeleton organization
Cellular component (GO): endocytic vesicle; cytoplasm; cell division site
Source: RefSeq, a predicted model, not a curated record